Molecule: messenger RNA, 1035 nt
Organism: Capronia coronata CBS 617.96
Lineage: Eukaryota; Fungi; Ascomycota; Eurotiomycetes; Chaetothyriales; Herpotrichiellaceae
Exons: 2
Coding region: 1-1035 (344 amino acids)
Cellular component (GO): TRAPPIII protein complex
Source: RefSeq, a predicted model, not a curated record
AUGGCCCGGCCUCGAGCCGAUACCGGGAAUUUCCCAAAGGAGCCGCACUCCGUGUCUUUGAAAGGAUCCUGGUCAUCGUUCUCAUCCAACCUGUGUAGGCUCUCGCGUCCAUCCCUAGCGCUACAACACCCUCUACCGCGGGAAAGUGAUGCCAAAAUUCCACAUGUAGCAUCCCUGGCGUACCCAUCCGAAGCGGUCGACCAGGAAUUCAUCCUAUCCAACAAUCUUGCUCUGCCACCUUCAUUUGGUUCCGCCCAUGUCGGCGAGACUUUCUCUUGUGUCUUGUGUGCCAACAACGAAAUCCUGCCGGGUAAUGCAUCCAAAACAGUCUCUGGGACCAAGAUCCUCGCCGAAAUGCAGACGCCAUCUCAGUCGAUUCCUUUGGAUCUCCACUCGGCUGGCACCCAAGAAGACAACCAGAUCGGGCCUGGAUCCGCAUUGCAAAGGAUCAUCCGCUUCGAUCUGAAAGAAGAAGGCAACCACGUUCUGGCUGUCAACGUAACGUAUACCGAAACGAUAUCGGGUGAUGGCCAAGCAACCGGUGGAAGAGUGAGAUCUUUUCGAAAGUUGUAUCAGUUUCUUGCUCAGCCCUGUCUGAGUGUUCGGACCAAAGCCACUGAGCUGAGACCAAUCGAGGUGCCCGACGAGACUGGUGGACCUUACGGCAGAACAACGUUGAUGCGGUAUGUGUUGGAGGCUCAGUUGGAGAAUGUUUCCGAUAUGAUGGUUGUUCUCGAAGAAAGCAAGCUUCUAUCAAAAGCGCCGUUCAAGUCCACCUCUCUGAACUGGGAUGCUGAAAAGGACAGUGAUCACAAGCCGGACAACCCGAUUGUCAACCCUCGAGAUAUUCUUCAAGUUGCUUUUCUCGUUGAACAGGCAGAUGGCGUGCAGGAAGGAGUAGAGGAUCUGAAGAACAGCAUGAAACUAGAUGGAAGGGUGGUCCUUGGCCAGCUUGCCAUCAAGUGGCGCACUUCCAUGGGGGAGCGCGGCUCUUUGAGCACUGGCAGCCUCUUGUCACGACGCAGAGUGGUGUAA